CUCUCUCUCUCAUUUUCUCCAUUUGAAAAUAUUGAAUACUUACUUUUCUAUGUGAUCAUCUUCUUGCCAUUAAAACAGUACUCCUCAAGUUUUUUUGGUCAGAUUUCAAAGGAUACACAUGGGACUAAAAGAUCUCCGCCUUAAGCUUAAGGCAUUUAGGCUGAGACGCUUUCGGGUAGGAGAUGGUGGGAGCAAGAAAAGGGAGAACGGGAUUAAAAAGAAGCCUUCUUGGAUGAUGCCAAUCUCUCAUGGCUAUCAUGUUGUGGAUCAUAAGUCACUCCGAGGCAGUUCGGAUGAUUCGGACUUUGAUUCGGUUGUGGUACAGAGAGAGCAAAUUGAGGAGCUUGAGUUGUGGUUCUUUGGAGUUUUUGAUGCUCGGAUUGGGGAUGGAAUUACCAAGUACAUACAAUCUCAUUUCUUUGAUAAGAAGCCUAAAGAGUCUCAAAUACAUAGAAAGAGCAAAGAGACAAUGAGAAGAGCAUAUCUUGGCGCAAGAGCAAAGGUCAGAGAGGCACAGAAAGAAGAUGAGACACUGCGAGCUGGCUCAGCGUCUGUGAUGCUAAUCAAUGGAGAAAAGCUUGUAACAGCCAACCUGGGUGGCUACCGAGCUGUUAUAUGUAGAGAUGGUGUGGCUCAUCAGCUGAGUAGCAAGCGCCAUUCUGGAGCCAGAAGACAUUGGACUCGCAGACUAUUUCCAGUACGCAUGCUAGUAUGCGACUCAACUAAUGCAGCAGCGAUAAGGCACGGUAAAAGCUCAGAACUUCUUGUUGGGGCUGAAAAGGUCGAUGCUGAGACUGAAUUCAUCAUCAUAGCAAGCAAUGGAAUAUGGGAGGUGAUGAAAAAUCAAGAAGCAGUGAAUCUCAUCAGGCAUCUUGGGGAUCCACAAGAAGCUGCUGAGUGCCUAACAAAGGAGGCUUUAUCAAGAAUGAGCAAGAACAGUAUAUCUUGCGUCGUCAUCCGUUUUGAUUAGUGGUAUUGUGUUUUUAUCUUGAGUUUGCCAUAUGUUUAUGUAUCAAUGAACCCUUGAAUUGCAAGUGAGGCGUUUUUUUUUUUUUUUGUUGUGUUGAUCUUGCAUGGUUAUAAAAUGGAAAUGGCAACAA
Molecule: messenger RNA, 1100 nt
Organism: Theobroma cacao (cacao)
Lineage: Eukaryota; Viridiplantae; Streptophyta; Magnoliopsida; Malvales; Malvaceae
Product: Protein phosphatase 2C family protein
Biological process (GO): protein dephosphorylation
Molecular function (GO): protein serine/threonine phosphatase activity
Source: RefSeq, a predicted model, not a curated record